Messenger RNA from Aspergillus affinis, 1590 nucleotides. Its product is annotated as Zn(II)2Cys6 transcription factor domain-containing protein. Bases 1 to 1590 code for a protein of 529 amino acids. The transcript has a single exon. NCBI's taxonomy places the organism in Eukaryota, Fungi, Ascomycota, Eurotiomycetes, Eurotiales, Aspergillaceae. The record is from RefSeq and is a predicted model, not a curated record. Gene Ontology annotation, molecular function: zinc ion binding; DNA-binding transcription factor activity, RNA polymerase II-specific. Gene Ontology annotation, biological process: regulation of DNA-templated transcription.
AUGGUAAACGCAUCGGCCGUCACGACAAGUGACGCCGCGCAGAGACCGAAGCGCCUCUCAUGCGAUCGGUGCCACAGCCAAAAGGUCCGGUGCACGCGCUCCGAGAGCCGCAAGACGGGAGACUGCGACCGGUGCCUGCGAAAGGGCGCCAAAUGUGUCUACAGCUCAUGCCUGCCCAAGGGCCGUCCGUCGCUCUACCGCGCGACAGAGACGGCCAAGAGCCCGGAGCAAACGGCCUCCCAAAAACCGCGCGCCGCCACCUCGUCGACUGCUUCCUCGCCAGACAUGUGCAGCCGGACCGACUCUCUCGAAGGCCCAAUGGAGGAGAUUGUCUAUUGCUCUCCUACCGUUGCCGACGACGAGAAUAAUGCCCAUUACGAGUUUGACGCCAGUGCCGACAUGGGCAUGCACGACCAGGUCUUCCCUCCGUUUCCCUACCAACAGGACGGGGUUGCCGGUUCCGGCCCCGGCUGGGGGCAGGACGAGCAUCUCCACGACAGCAUGUCGCUGGACUUGGCCGAAACCACCGUCCCUAUUCUUCCGGCUCUCCUUACCAGGCCUCUAUCCAGCCACAGGUUUGACGAAUAUCUGGUCGGGAUGCCAGAAACGGACUCUCUAGGAUCCAGCAGCAUCGCCAGCCUUGUCGACAAACAGCAACAGGGACUUGGCAUAAGUUUGGACAUCCGCAGUGGCACCAGCGCGUCAAGCUUGCCGAGUGGUCAAAGCAGCGUCAGUGGCUCCUGCGGCAUCAGCAGCUACGCAGAGACUCUCAGACAGAAUAUGACGCGACUCUCGCAGCUCAGCGCGAACUCUUCACAGCUGUUGUUCUUUUCCAAGACGUUUCUGCUCGAGGUUCCCGAGAUGCUGCUUCCACGGGAAGACCAGGACCCGCCUGCGCAGGUCUAUCAGGUCAUCAAGGCCGUCUUCAAGUCGGUACACUCUUGGGUCGCGCGCGGUCAGCGCAAGGCCGAUCCAGCCACCAAAUGGGCUCCGGCAUCGGCACGGUCUCACGAGUUUCUGCACCACGUCCUGUCGGCUUCGGAUCAACUCCGGGACAUUCUACGCCAGUUGAAUCUCACUUCCGGGGCUCGCACCCCAGCAGCUUACCCCGGCACCGCCUUUGCUACUUCUUCCAUCAGCAUGGACGGCGAGGCGACGGCCGCCUUGUCUCCGCAAGUUCCGCAUGAAACCAGCCAGAACCAUUCAAUAGUCUGCCAGCUUGUCAUUUCUUGCGCGUCACUGCUGUUAAACAUGUACAGCGUGGCAUUUGGUGCCCUACAGCGAUGUUUAGACAUGAUCAACACGUCCUCGCAGGGACAUGUAACUUCAGACGAGCACGACGAGCGCCUGGAGGCGUCCUCGAGAGCUCACUUCCAGCUCGUGUCGGUCAUACAGCUGUGCUCAUACAUUUUCAACCGACAGAACCAGGCUGUGGAAACCUUGUUGAGAAACCACAGCAGAGUGUCGCGCAUCCUGAUGCUGCGCGAGCAAGAAUCCAGGCAGUCGGUCUCUUUUGAUGCCAUUACCGGGCUAAAAACAGAAGUAGAGCAACAGUUGAAGCAGCUUCAUCAGAGUUUAUAUAGGGCAUAG